Messenger RNA from Lethenteron reissneri (Far Eastern brook lamprey), 883 nucleotides. Its product is annotated as bcl-2 homologous antagonist/killer-like. NCBI's taxonomy places the organism in Eukaryota, Metazoa, Chordata, Hyperoartia, Petromyzontiformes, Petromyzontidae. Gene Ontology annotation, molecular function: porin activity; BH domain binding. The record is from RefSeq and is a predicted model, not a curated record. Gene Ontology annotation, biological process: extrinsic apoptotic signaling pathway in absence of ligand; release of cytochrome c from mitochondria; regulation of apoptotic process. Gene Ontology annotation, cellular component: mitochondrial outer membrane.
CGUUGAGUGUCCGGCCUAGAUUGUCCACAUCUUGUCUCGUGAGGCGUUGCGGCUAAGUUGUAAGAGGGUUAAAAGUUUUUACUUUUAACAAAUCCCCUACCUAACGUACCUCAGUUUAUUGAUUGUGUCUUAUAGAUACAUCUCCUUGUGUGACAUUCCGUGUUUUUAACGCCGAUCUUCGGUUGUUGGUGGUCGAUUUGAGAAGAAGACGCCGUUGGAACUUGAGAAAUUGAGUGUGCCCUGGUGUGUCCCGGUCUCAAGACGUGAAAUGGCGAGUGGAGGCGACGGAGAUGGGGACGAUGGGUUUUUUCCGCCACCGACGCCGCCGUUCCAGAAAACACGCCGUCCGUCCACCCUGUUGCCGGACACCGAGGAGAGUGUAACCCAGCAAGCGGAGGAUGUGUUCCGUAGCUACGCGUACCACCGCUUCCAGACCGAGCUCAGCAACGAUGGCCAGGAGAACGGCCUCUUAACACCGGCGAUGCCCGAGAUCAUGGAGGUGUCAGCAGACCCACUAAGCCCGUCCAUGCACGUCGGAAGGCAGCUGGCCAUCCUGGGAGACGACAUUAACCGACGCUACGAGCCGGAUUUCCAGCGCAUCCUCUCUCAGCUGCAACUCACGCCUGAGACAGCGCACCAAUGUUUCAACAAAGUGGCUGAGGGGCUGUUUGCGGACGGAGUGAACUGGGGCCGUAUCAUCGCCCUCAUGUGCUUCGGUUACCGUUUGGCGGUGACGGUGUUUGAGCGCGGAAUGCGCGGCUUCUUUGGCCGCGUCGUCAGCUUUGUCACCGGAUUCCUGCGCUCCAGCCACACAAUCGCACUGUGGAUCGUGAGCCAGGGAGGAUGGGUGAGUGAGAUUGCCGCGGCAGUCGUCUGUCAUUAG